CCCCGGUAGCUAGCGUUAGCACCCAGGCCAGCUAAUAUAGCCUACUGUAGGCCACGAAUAGCUUGUUUUUUUAACUUGCGGCUGUGAUAUGGUUAUGUUACUGUAAGUGUGUAACCUUGCUUUUCGUAUGCCGCAAGCUACCUUUAAAUACUCUUGACUUUCUGUGACAGUUUCAUGAGCAGCUACGGUUAGCUCUGCUAGUUAAGCUACGCGGUUUACCAGCGCAUCACAGGUAGCCGACUGGAGGCUAACGUUAUGUCAUUCUGCUGUGUUUGACAGCUUGUGUUGCUAUUUAUUAAGCAGCCAACGUAUUACUUACGUUGCUUAGCGAUGUUACCGGUUAACGACAUGUUAGUUAUAGAGUGUGAUAGCUGUCGUGAAGCAGUAUUUAACACUCUCUUUUUUUCAUUUGCAUGUUAUGCCUUCAGUAAGUUACUAGCUGACUUGGGCCAGUAAUGUCUCUGACGUUACCAUCUGCCGAAAUGCUUGAAACACCUCCUGGAUAUCCAUUUGAAGAAAUUAACUAUGAGGAUAUUGAAGUUGAGGAGGUGGUGGGGAGAGGAGCUUUUGGGGUGGUCUGCAAAGCCAAGUGGAAAGGCAAAGAUGUUGCAAUCAAGACCAUUGAGAGUGAAUCAGAAAGGAAAGCCUUUAUUGUUGAGCUCCGGCAGCUUUCACGUGUGAAUCACCCCAACAUUGUGAAGUUGUAUGGCUCUUGCAAUAAUCCAGUCUGCCUUGUGAUGGAAUAUGCUGAAGGAGGAUCGUUGUACAAUGUGCUGCAUGGUGCUGAACCCCUCCCCUAUUACACUGCUUCCCAUGCCAUGAGCUGGUGUUUUCAGUGUUCCCAGGGCGUGGCCUAUCUCCAUGGCAUGAAACCAAAGGCUCUCAUUCACAGGGACCUCAAGCCACCCAAUCUUCUUCUAGUGGCGGGAGGCACCGUGCUCAAGAUAUGUGACUUUGGAACAGCAUGUGACAUUCAGACCCACAUGACCAACAACAAAGGAAGUGCAGCAUGGAUGGCCCCAGAGGUAUUUGAAGGCAACAAUUACAGCGAGAAGUGCGACGUGUUCAGCUGGGGGAUCAUUCUCUGGGAGGUGAUCACGCGCAGGAAGCCCUUUGAUGAAAUUGGAGGACCAGCUUUCCGCAUUAUGUGGGCCGUGCACAAUGGCACAAGGCCGCCUUUAAUCAAGAAUUUACCCAAGCCCAUUGAGAGCCUGAUGACUCGCUGCUGGUCUAAAGACCCCUCUCAGCGGCCUUCCAUGGAGGAGAUAGUGAAGAUCAUGACUCAUCUAAUGAGGUACUUUCCAGGAUCUGAUGAACCGCUACAAUAUCCAUACCAGUAUUCAGAUGAUGGACAGAGCAACUCUGCAACAAGUACAGGUUCAUACAUGGACUACACUGGCACCAGCACAAGCAACAAAAGCGACGCAAACAUGGAACACAGCGAUUCUCAAGGGAGCAAUGACACUAUCAAGAUUACGCCUCAGUUUGCACCUCACUUCAAGCCAAAGGGAGACCCGUUAAGAACUCUGCCUCUGUCCAGAGGCGGCAGCGUGGAGAGUCUGACACGGACACAGUGUCUGGCGUCCUCAGACAGCAAAAGAAUGAGCGCUGACCUGUCAGAGCUGGAGCCCAAGAUGCCGUUUGCACCUUCAGCACGCCCGCAGUAUAAACGAGGCCACCGUAAAACCGCAUCAUUCGGCACCAUUCUGGAUGUCCCCAAGAUCGUCGUCACAGCCACAUGCGAGUCUCAGAGACGUCGGUCCGUGCAGGAUCUGCCAGGCGUCGGCACAGAGUCCAGCCAGGGGAGCAGGAACAGCAGCCGGUCCUCCAGUCCUAGUGUGAGGAUGAUGCCUGAUAAGACGAGCAGCAGAGGCUACUACUCCCCUGAUGACCCCUCAGACACCAAUGGCUCAGACAACUCCAUUCCCAUGGCUUAUCUGACCCUGGAUCACCAGCUGCAGCCUCUCACUCCUUGUCCCAACUCCAAAGAGUCCAUGGCCGUGUUUGAGCAGCACUGCAAAAUGGCCCAAGAAUACCUGAAAGUGCAAACAGAGAUCGCCCUGCUGAUCCAGAGGAAGAAGGAGCUCAUCGCCGAACUGGACCAAGACGAGAAGGACCAGCAGAACACGUCCCGUCUGGUGCAGGAGCACAAGAAGCUCCUGGAGGAGAACAAGAGUCUGUCCACGUACUACCAGAAGUGCAAAAAACAGCUGGAGCUGAUCCGGGUCCAGCAACAGAAGAGACAGGGCACGUCCUGAUCAGAGUCCCCCCACCCCCAAUACAGACACAUGAACUGCUACCACUCCCCCCACCACCACCACCACCCCACACCUGCACUAUAACAUAACACUACCCACUCUCAUGCUCUGCUCCAUCCACACACACACACACACACACACACACACACACACACACACACACACAAGGAGUCCAGCUUUGUAAAGAGACCUGCAUUCUACUGUGUCCUGCAUGUUGCAUUGUAGACCCCCCCCCCCCCCCCCCCCCCCCCCCCCCCCUCCUCCAUGACGUCCUCUGUACAUAUAUUUGCACAUCUUCACAGAGUUUUCUGUGACCGCAGACCAAACAAUCACUGCCCCCACACCCCCACCACCACCCCCUCCCAAAGACCCCGCCGCUGUGCUCACAGGACACACCUCUCCUCCUGCAGACCUCCAGCAGCGGCGUGCGCGUGGGCGGAGCGCCAUGACGGCAGGCCGGUGAGGGUGGGUCGUGCUUAUGUGUGUUUGUACACGUUGCUCUCAGGACCUCUGGGCUGUCCGGUCAGCACGCAACACCGCCCACACCCCUCUGACGGACCGAUUCACCCUCUCAGUGGCCUCCAGAAUGUGAAAAACGAAACAAAAAAAGACGGCUUUUGAGCAAAAAGUGUGAAUCAUAUGCAGAUGAGGACGUUUGGAUCUACAGUGAGUGUGUGUGGAAUCCCUGUUAUGCAAAACACACACAAACACACACACACACACACACAAACACGCACACACCUAUAAAAUCAUGUAUUUAUCUCCAACCCCCCCACCACACACACAAACACUCACUCCCUCCCUUUUUUUUCUAGGCGUGAGAGCACACCUGUUUACUUCCUCAAGGUGUUUUGAUGUAUUGAGUGGAGAGCAGGAUGAACCCCAGAUCACAGUCAGAGGAAUGGCUUAGCGGGGGGGGGCGGGUUAAUAAUCUGCUCCUCACACACACAUACACACACAUACACACACAUACACACAACUAGCUUCCACAGCAAAUAGCAGGAGCAGAGGAUUCCCUAAAAAGAAAAAAAACUUUUUAUUUCGACUUCAGUAUUGUUUUUGCGUGUAGAUGUUUUUGUUUUGUUUUUUUUGUCUUUUCUAUUCAGUAGUUCACUCUGUAUGAUAGCUGUUGUGUCAUUUUUGCAUUAGGACAAAUUUUUCUGGUAACAGAUAAAAUAGAGGAGCCUAUACCUCUCUAUACAGUAUCUAGUUUGUUUUUAGUUCACAUGUUGCCUUAGAAGUUGCCUGCAUUUUAAGUGCUUGACUUUGUUUUAUGUGACAUUUUAGCCGGGUUAAAAGCUUCCAAAAAAAAGACAAAAAAAAGAAAAAGAGAGAUAUUUUUAAUGUAACGGACAUUGAAUGAAUUUAGAUUCUUCUUUUCCUGUCGGGAGUGAGAAGGAUGUUUGUCAGUAAGCUGAUCAUGUAAAUGUUUCCCCCUCCUCAAGCUUUUACAUCCAAAAUAAUGACGACAAAAAAAAAGAAGGAUUGGAUGUGAUGGGUGUUAUUUUUUAGUUUGUUUUGUUUUCUUUUUGAUCUCAUAUCCCUCAAGUAUUUUUGCACAAUCACUUUGUUUUUGUCUGGUCAUGUACAAAUUUUCUCUCUCAUUUAAGCAAUUCUUUUUUGUUUGUUUUUUUGUUUUUUUGUUUUUUAAAGUGAGAGACAUGACAAGUCCAACUUUUAAAACGUGUUACUGUACAGGAGGGGAAGGUUCAGCCGGUUCCUCUCCUGAGUUCUCUGUUCACUAAGAAUUCAUUUACCAAACUCACCACACUGUUGGAGUGUUUCCUAUGCUGUUGGGAAAUGAAGUACAGUUGAAGGCAGUGAGCGAGGCAUUAUGAAUAAACUGAAUAGUGAAAAGAUGCAGUGAGUGUUUCUAUUGGAUGCAUGGACAGUAUUUUGUGUUAUUAUUUAUUUCUGCCUAACCAAACACUCAGUUUUAUUAGUACAGCUUCAUUUGUGCUGCAACUAAAACACAUUUCCAACCAAUUAAAUCAGUAAUCUCUAGAAAUAUGAACAUCACUGUCAGUACAUGCUGUAUUACUCAGGAAUGGCGUUAUUGCUUUUCUGACUGUCAUGUUUUGAUGAUUUAAACGGUUCUUUUCAAUGUUUGUCAAAAAUUCAUUAAACUUAAUUUGUCC
This is a messenger RNA of Scomber scombrus (Atlantic mackerel), 4396 nucleotides long. It is a transcript of the gene map3k7, whose product is annotated as mitogen-activated protein kinase kinase kinase 7. Gene Ontology annotation, biological process: JNK cascade; protein phosphorylation; positive regulation of canonical NF-kappaB signal transduction. Bases 456 to 2258 code for a protein of 600 amino acids. Lineage: Eukaryota; Metazoa; Chordata; Actinopteri; Scombriformes; Scombridae. The transcript has 17 exons. The record is from RefSeq and is a predicted model, not a curated record. Gene Ontology annotation, molecular function: ATP binding; magnesium ion binding; MAP kinase kinase kinase activity.